AUGGCGGAGAAGAAGAGAUGGAUUGCGAUGUAUACGAAGCAUAUCAAGCAGAAGAGGAAGGUUUAUCACGAUGGUUUUCUCGAUUUGCAAAUCGCCAGAAGAAAGGUGAUGCUUUAUGAUGAGGCUGAUAAUAUGCUUGAAAGUAGGAUGCUAAAGGCAGACGAAGUUGUGAGCUCAGGCGAAACACUCACAUUUCAAGCAUAUCUUGUGGAUAUAUGCGAUCCUAAGGAAGGAAAUAAGCCUUCAUCUGAUCCUCCAAAGGUCCAACCAAGUUAUCAAGGGUGUGGCCGCAAAUCGUUUGUAGUGCUCAGGCCGAAUUUCAAGAAAAGUUCUCUCCAUGGUGAAGAUAGAAAAUCCAACUUUGUGAAUAAUCCGUCAAAAAGUCUCAGCCCAUCUCACAAAAUGAUUAGAGGAUUCAAAAAGAGAGAAUUGCAUAAGUAUGGGGCUCUAAGUCCAGACACUGUAAAGCCAACAACAAAAGGCACUCUACCUCUUGGCUCAGCUGGUAAAGAAAACAAUAUCAACUCUCCUUGUUAUGGAAGGUCCGGUGCAGAUUCAAGGUUAGAGAAUGAUAAGUUAAGCAAGAACGUUCCUUCUCCUCACAAGCCUUUACGUGAUGUAAAUCAGAUACUCUCCAUUCUUCAGAGACCUAAUGUUACAGAGACAUGUUCUGAUAAUGACCUACAAACAUUAAUGUCGUCAACAAAAGCACUGCCAGAAUCUGAUACCAGCCAAAGCCACAAAAUGGAAGCUGUUUCAUCGAGAGCAACAUCUACAGAUUCGCUUUGCCAACAAUAUAUGGUGCAAGAAACCUCAUUGGCCGGCGCAAGUGGUUGCUCAAUGACUGAUCACCUCCAUGACCCCCCGAGUUUUGACCUUGGAAUUUAA
Arabis nemorensis is the source of this 888-nucleotide messenger RNA. NCBI's taxonomy places the organism in Eukaryota, Viridiplantae, Streptophyta, Magnoliopsida, Brassicales, Brassicaceae. The record is from the annotation of a GenBank genome assembly.